ACCCCUGAAUUUCUCUCUCUCUGUUCCUGCCUCAUUUGUGUGCGUGUGUGUCACUGCAAGACACUGCUUUCUGCAUUGCUUCUCUGCAAAUCUUUCGCCGCCUUCUGCGUCCAUUUGGGUCGUUCCCCCACUUGUGAAAUUUCGGGUUUUCUCUUUCUUCGAGCUGAGACACAGUCUCUUAUGCCCGAAAGGUUACUUUUUUUUUUAUAACUUCCCAUGGGUGUGUGAAUUGGAAUGAUCACUUCCGCUCAAAUAGCAGUGUUGUUGCAUUUGGAUUAGGAAAGCCUUGUCGGUCUCGAGGAGCUAAGGGUUUCCAGAAAUUUCGUAUCUUUUUGGGUACCCAUUUGAGAAAAGAUCACUGGGUUUCAGCCAGAAAUUAUUGGAGUUACAUGGGUUUCCCUUGAUCUAAGCCGAGAAUCAGUGUCCCUAUUGUUGAUGGAACUCAACUGGGUUAUGUGUGUGCCGACCUGAAUACUGCUGAUUAGGAAAAAUAUAUAUAUAUAUAUAUAUAUAAAGAAUAAAAAUAAGAUCGAAUCUAUUAAAGUCCCUUACUUUACUUAGCAAGGUUUCCCAGUUAAUAUAGUAGAGUAUGGUGGAAGCAACAUUAGGGGGCUAAGUGCCUUAGUUUGAUUUUGAGGCCUUUCUGAAUUUUUGGUGCUGUGGUUCUGCGGAUCGGUUGGUUCGUCAUCAUGCCUUUGUAUGAGUUAUACCGUUUGGCUGGAGAGAAGCUUGGUAAAGAGACUAACAGCACACGUGCACCUGAUCAAUCUUCCUCGCCUGAGAAUGAUUUUUUCGAGUUGGUUUGGGAGAAUGGUCAGAUUUCGAGCCAGGGUCAGUCUAGUAGAGUUAGAAAGAGUCCAUCUUGCAGGAGUUUGCCCUCUCACUGCUUACCAUCUCACAGUCCCAAAGGUAGAGAUAAAGAGGUAGGAUAUGGUAUCAACACAAGGAUGGGAAAGCUUGAGGAUUUAGACACUGGAUUGAAUGAAAUUCCAAUGUCAGUGCCGUCCCGUGAAGUGGAUUUGAGUCAAGAUGAAGAUGUGUUACCUUGGUUGGAUUAUACGAUGGAUGGUUCUUUGCAACAUGAAUAUGGUUCUGAUUUCUUACAUGAAUUAUCUGAUGUCACAGAAAAUAAUCUUCCUGCCUCGAAUAAUUUUACACUAUUGGAUAAAAGAGGCAAUGGCAAUAUGUUAUUUAGGGACUCUCAUAAAAUUUCUGCAGAACAAGGGAAUGUUUCCAAGGGUUCUUCAGCUGAACUGGUUGAGAGUGCUAGACCUAAAGCUAGUACCAGUCAGUUAUACCCCCCAUCAUCGCAUCAAUGUCAAACAUCAUUGGUAUCUGCUAGAUCAAGGGCAUCAGAUAUAACUGAAAAUAAUAACAAAAGUAAUGCAAACCAGGAUGUGCAGUAUGGCGAAAUUGCUCAGGUUCUAUCUUCCUCAAGUGAUUUUUCGGGCUCAAAGAUGCAGAAGAAAGAUCCACCUAUGCCUAGCAAUGGUUCCAGUUCCUCCAUAAUGAAUUUCUCCCAUUUUGCAAGGCCUGCUGCUAUUGUGAGAGCUAAUCUUCAGAACAUUGGCUCGAAGUCUGGUUUGUGUUCGGCAAGAUCAGACGGUAUGGGAAUUAAGAAUAAAGGUGCUGCUGCAAGUAGCAGCAAUCCUCCCGAGUCAAUUCUUGUUGAUUCAGGUGGUGAAUGUCCAAAGGAACCAACCAUGCACUGCCAGCAGGUUGUGGAGCAAUCCAAGGCUGAUUUGAAAUCUUUGCAGCCAAACUCUGUCGAACAGAAUGCUCUGCCUUCUAAGCAGUUGGAGGCUGCUUGCAAAGAGAGUGCCACUAACAUUGAUCAGACCCCCAAUCAAGUUCUUGGUGACUGUAGCACUAAAGGACAGACAGCUGCGGAAAAGAGUAUGGAGCCAGCCGUAGCCUCUUCCUCUGUUUGUUCUGGCAACGGUACAGACAGAGGCUCUGAUGAGCCAAAUCAAAGUUUGAAGAGAAAAAGUAAAGACACUGAGGACUCUGAGUGCCAUAGUGAAGAUGUUGAGGAAGAAUCAGUGGGUGUUAAGAAAGCAGCUGCUGGACGAGGAGGUACAGGUUCCAAGAGAAGCCGUGCAGCUGAAGUGCAUAAUCUAUCUGAAAGGAGGCGAAGAGACAGGAUCAAUGAGAAGAUGCGUGCAUUGCAAGAACUCAUACCAAAUUGCAAUAAGGUUGAUAAAGCUUCAAUGCUGGAUGAGGCAAUUGAGUAUCUUAAAACACUUCAACUCCAAGUUCAAAUUAUGUCAAUGGGAGCUGGUUUAUAUAUGCCUCCAAUGAUGUUACCUGCGGGAAUGCAGCACAUGCAUGCGCCACAUAUGGUUCCAUUCUCACCUAUGGGUGUGGGCAUGCAUAUGGGAUUUGGUAUGGGUUAUGGGAUGGGCAUGCCUGACAUGAGUGGUGGAUCUUCUAGAUUCCCUAUGAUUCAGAUGCCCCAAAUGCAAGGAACUCAUAUCCCUGUUGCCCAUAUGUCUGGACCCACUGCUUUACAUGGGAUGGCCAGAUCAAGUUCCUCAGGGUUUGGGCUUCCAGGGCAGGGACAUCCCAUGCCAAUGCCGCGUGCUCCUACAUUUCCUUUUUCAGGUGGGCCUCUCAUGAACUCAUCAGGUCUGGGACUCCAUGCCUGUGGAUCAUCAGGACAUGUUGAAACUGUAGAUUCGGCUUCAGCAUCUGGCCUAAAGGAUCAAAUGCCAAAUGUGGACCCACAAGUCAAGCAAAGCACUGGUGGCUGUGACUUAACUAGUCAGAUACCUACCCAGUGUGAAGCAGCAGCUGUAGGAUUUGAACAAUCAGCUUUGGUGCGUAGUAGUGGUCAUGCUCAUUCCUCUGAGGCUAAUGACAGUGGAGCUGUCAAUCCUGGCAAAGAAGACGACCUUGUGCUUGGUUAUGAUUGAUAAGACUGUGGCUAAUGGAAGAUUCCAAGUUUUAAAAAAUAUGAGUCUAAAAGCUCUUGCAGAUUAAAGCACAGGAUAUUUCAGAGUCAUUGAGGUUAUAACCCCUCACAAUAACUAUUGGAAUCCUAAUUUUCAGACACGAAAUUACACAGAUUUUGGUAUCUUGAGAGAUGUCACUCAUUUGUACAUCCACUUAGCAACCUGUUCAAUCAAUCAGCGUAGAAAUUUUAUAUAUCCUUACAAAUAUGUAUCAAAUGUUGGAUCAGAUCUUUCAUAGUGAUUCUUUGGAUUAAUGAAAUAAUAGUUUUCUUUCUUUCUUGGCCAUCUGUUUUGUCUCCCU
Messenger RNA from Abrus precatorius (Indian licorice), 3255 nucleotides. Its product is annotated as transcription factor PIF3-like. The record is from RefSeq and is a predicted model, not a curated record. Lineage: Eukaryota; Viridiplantae; Streptophyta; Magnoliopsida; Fabales; Fabaceae. Gene Ontology annotation, biological process: regulation of DNA-templated transcription. Bases 690 to 2915 code for a protein of 741 amino acids. The transcript has 9 exons. Gene Ontology annotation, molecular function: protein dimerization activity; DNA-binding transcription factor activity.